Molecule: messenger RNA, 1313 nt
Organism: Malania oleifera
Lineage: Eukaryota; Viridiplantae; Streptophyta; Magnoliopsida; Santalales; Ximeniaceae
Product: extensin-like
Exons: 1
Coding region: 104-748 (214 amino acids)
Source: RefSeq, a predicted model, not a curated record
GGGUAUUCACAAUUAGUUGUUAUCUGAGCUAUACGAGUCAUUCCACAGCAGUGUUCUCCAGCAGCUGAGAAAACCUUCUGGCAACCAGUUUGAGUUGCCGGAAAUGGCCAAGUAUGGGCCUCACCUGGUUUUUGCCUUGGCAAUAUGCUUUAUGGCCAGAUAUGUAGCUGCUGACGACUAUAAACCUUCAUCUCCACCACCACCUCCUGACGAGUCUUACGCGCCAGCACCAUACUACUACAAGUCUCCUCCACCUCCUCCUUACUACUAUAAGUCCCCUCCGCCACCAUCCCCAUCUCCACCACCUCCAUACUAUUACAAGUCUCCACCACCCCCAUCACCUUCACCUCCUCCCCCAUAUUACUAUAAAUCACCGCCCCCACCAUCUCCAUCACCCCCACCCCCUUACUACUACAAGUCCCCACCACCACCAUCUCCAUCACCUCCUCCUCCAUAUUACUAUAAAUCACCGCCUCCACCAUCUCCAUCACCCCCACCCCCUUACUACUACAAGUCCCCACCACCACCAUCUCCGUCACCACCUCCUCCAUACUACUACAAAUCCCCACCACCACCCUCUCCCUCACCACCACCACCAUACUAUUAUAAAUCACCACCUCCGCCUUCACCAUCACCUCCUCCACCCUACUACUACAAGUCACCACCACCUCCUUCUCCUUCGCCUCCCCCACCUUAUUACUACAAGUCUCCACCACCUCCAUCUCCUGCACCCCCACCUCAUGAUUAGUAUAAAUCCCCUCCCCCACCAUCACCUUCUCCCCCACCUCCAUACUAUUACAAGUCACUGCCUCCGCUUUCUCCAUCAACUCUUCCACCAUACUACUACAAAUCUCCUCCCCCACCAUCACCAUCACCUCCCCCUCCUUACUACUACAAAUCCCCACCACCCCCAUCACCAUCACCACCCUACUACUACAAAUCACCACCUCCUCCUCCAUACUAUUAAAGAUCAAUGCCACAGCCAGCUUUGCAUUCACAUCUGUGUCUACACCAUUAUAGCCCUCCACCUCCCAGUGUUUUGUAAACCAAAAACUAUUUCUAUUUAGCUCUCAUAGGCCAAUAAGAAUAAAUUUUAAUCACAAGAAAGACGGCUAGCAGUUCAGCUAGAAGGGUGCUCGAGAUGGCAAGAUGCUUUGCAAUUGGCUAGCCGUUGUGGAAAUUUGAUUCUAUUCUCAUGUGUUUGUAUGCAUAAAAUUGUUUGUUUUUUUUCAGUGGAUUGUAUUUGUUUACUUGGCCUUUUAUUGUAUGUUGCAAUAUUUUGAAAUAAGAAGAUUUAGAAUUGAAAAGUUCAA